Xyrichtys novacula (pearly razorfish) is the source of this 12394-nucleotide messenger RNA. The record is from the annotation of a GenBank genome assembly. Lineage: Eukaryota; Metazoa; Chordata; Actinopteri; Labriformes; Labridae.
AUGGGCGGAGCGACGCAGGGACGACGAGCGCAGGGAGAUAAACCCACUCUGAAACCACCAGGGUCGGGGAUAAAAACAGUGAAAACCCGCCGUCCCGCUUUCACCCAUCGCUGUUUAGAUUUAACCACUUCGUCUAAGAGGGUAAGAGCUUCAUAAUCGACGUUUUUAAACAUUUAAUUUGUUGUAAAUUCUGCGUAAAAUCCAACCCAUGUGGGGUUUAUUAUUUAACUGUGGCUCGUUGUGUGUCCGUGUGGCGAGCUCUCACUGUUUUGCUAGUAUGUUGGUCGGCGAAAGCUGCAGAGAGGAGGCGUUGCAUGGUUGUGUACUGGUUUUAAAACGACUAUAUUUUGCUUUUUCGUGCAAAUUACUAAUUCCCACCCUCGAUUGAGUGUGUCUUUGUGCGGUAGCUGCACAGGGCCACAUACCGUCUGCUCGGUGCUUUCUCCCUGUAGUACCUCCAGCCUGCUGUUUAGUGAGCAGGCCUGUGCGUGCAGUAUUUUUCUCUAAUGUCCUGUAGCUUUUUGUGACGGAUUUAGUGCUGCUCAGGUCAACAGUAUUUUCCCUUUUAAAGCGUUUGUGUUGCUCGUCUGGGCGUGUUGUGGGUCAGAGAAAACGGGGCUGUUUUCAUUUGUGUGGUGAUGGAGCAGUUUCCUGUAGGAUAGAUAGCACCAUGUCCUGUGUUUCACUUUUCCUGUUGAUCUCCCGGGCUUAUUGUGUUUUAUUACAGCGUACAAGGAAGCAACCAACCAUUUUGCACUAGAAGGAGUACCAAUUGUAUUACAAUUGCUAGAUUUCAGAUGCACCGAUCAAUUUUUUUCCCGAUCCAAUACGAUACGAUACUUGGGCUGGGCGUAUCGGCCGAUAUUCGAUACCGAUCCAAUACUACUGUUGAAUGAAUGAACUGUAUACCUUGCCCUGUGAGUAAAGGCAUCAGGCUUGACUUAGCCUUGUUAAAAAAAUGGUAACAAAUUAACAGAUAUAAAUUUACUUCAUAUCAUUUAUUAACAAAUAACAAUCUACAUUAUAGUAACAUUAGCACAUAGCAAAAAGAAGUAAGACUUCCAUGUAAACAUUUAGUGCAAAACGAUAGACAUUGAAUAUAGAGCGAACAGAAUUGCUGUGUUGCUGUGUAUGAUAUUAAUUUAAAGAAAAAAAAAGACUGGAUAUGAACGCUGGAUCGGCGUCAUUCAUCAGAUAUCUGAUCCAGUUAAUUUGUCAAUAUCGGAGCCAAUAUCUGAUCUAAAUAUCGGAUCGGUGCAUCCCUAAGCUGGAUCAUAUCACCAUUUGUGAUACUAAUAUAACAAAAGACAUAAAAAUGAAAUCUGGUUCAAGAUCGGCCCAAAAUGUCAGCUGACUUUCAACUACAGACAUAGAAAUCAGAAAUCAUCAAGGCUGAUUGGUAAGACAUGGGGAGCGAAUCAGACUCAUUCUGAUGCAUUUUGAUUCGCAGUUAUUUAUGUAACAUAACACCAAGUCUCAUGGGAUGCAAGCACUGCAAUCUAAUAAACUCAUCCUGCAGUAAUGCAGUUUAGUAAAGUGAUAUAAUAUCAGUUUUUGUUGUUAAGGUGACUGACACAUUUUUAGUCUUUAAUCGUUGCAAAAAAUAUAAAUGCCCAUCAAACCCUUUGCCAGAUGCUCCAGCUUUCCUUUAUUUAAUGAAAUCAUGAAUCAAUCCUAGAGUCAUGUUGUUUUGACAAAGUAAGCGGAUACAGAGGUAGUAAUAGCUUGUUCGCCUGUUUUUAGGCCUUAUCUGAAGAACACAUUGUUGCUGUCGUCUGUUUUCUGAAGUCCCUUCCCCCUCCACACUGUAUGAGGAUUAGCAAAGCCAAACUGCCAGGAUAAAUUGUCUCAGAGUGUUUUAAGAGACGGUAACUCCCAGGAUUUGGUAAUUCUGUUAGAAUGAGUGAAAUUCCCAGAGGAGGGAGCUCAGCUCUGUCAGUCUGGCUCUGUGUUGCCACCCUCCACAAGCACUUCACUACUACACAGACACAUAUACACUCACUCUGGAUACAGAGCUCGGUGUUUGUUUUACUCCCACUCCCCACACCCACAUCCUUGACUGCACUGCAGCUGAAAAUGUGUUCUUCAUUUCAAGUCCAGUCUCUGUUUCACUGUUUCAUUCUCCCCUAUCCAUAUGUGGUCACUCUGCAGGGUUUCAGGAGAGUUUUUCUAUUGAAUAAUAUGAAAAUAAAUGUUUUUGAACUCUCACCAACACUGGUGAGGUCACUUAAGAUCAUAGGUCAGAUGUUUAGCGAGCAAAAUUCAGUGCAGAUGCUGUCAUGAUAUUACAGAUUAGACCAGGAAGCUGUACAGGGAGGGGUGUUGUUUCAGAUCUUCCACUACUCUGUCCAAUAUUACAUGUUACAGCCUGAUAAACACUGAACCCCUGUGCUCAUGUGCAAACAUAACACAGUGUAUGGGUGGACCUUGUUGAUGUUAACCCAAAGGAUUGUAUGUUCUGUUUGUCUUUUAAGUACAUUUUCAGUGUAACUCAAGGCUCCAGUUAACCUUUCAAGUAUUCCUUUGUCUGUGUUUUUGGUCUCCAACAAUCUCUUUGGGAAAUCAUUUUACUUUUUCUGAAUAAACCAGCUAGCUGCCAACAUUGUCUGACUGCAAGAACAAUGCUGCAAUGAAAUAAUUUAAUUGUGCAGUGCUUUGGUUUGUGGUGUGGUUUAUAUGGGGCAGGUCAGGUCAGGCCAAAGAAAAUGCACCAGUAACGACAGAAAACUCAACAGAAACACUUAAAACAAUGCAUCCCUAGUGUGAAACUGAGUAUUAAGCAAGUUUUUAAAUAUGCCUAGAAAGGAUGCUACUCAAGUUUUAAAGGAAUAUUACGGCAUAGAAUUAAUUUAGGGUCAAACACACUCUUAACACAGAGUUAGACAUCAUUUCUUGCAAUGUAAAAUGCAAUCAGACCAAGACGCUAAGGCAGAAGAACUACCACGUCUGCAGUGCAAAAUGAUGAACAUGGUGAUUAUUACUUCAAGGAAAUGAUAAAGAUAUAAUCAUAAAUGUUCUUCCUUGAGCUGCGUCCCCCCACAGCAGUCCGUAAUGGACUGGCCCUUGCUACAAACAAGUGACUGCUGGAGGAGAGUAGUUGAGUUGUGCUUAGUCUCUUUGCUAAAGAAAAUAGGCAAAGUUAAAAAGGUUUGGUGGCUAGUUCUGUGGCUGGGACCCUAUAUGUACUGUUGAUGAAGUUAGGUGCUGUUCUGAGCAUUUUUUGUGGCUAUAGAGUGGCUUUUUGGUUGAGGUUUGUUUAUGGCUUCUCAGACUGUUGUGUAAUGCUACCGUGCAGUCAUUACUAGUGUUGGUAUAACUAGGGAAGCAAGCGGUCAGCAACAUUCAUCUCUCGGUGUUAUGAUGUGUUUGACCCUAAAUUAAUUUUACGCCGGAAUAUCCCUUUAAAAGUAAUCCCAAAAUUGUUUCUUAUAUGAAGUUGAAGUUUUUGGAAAUAUUAAUAAUAUUCUAUUUCAUUUAAUUUCGUAUUUAAGUCUCUGUACCUAAGAGUCUUUAUUUUUCCCCCAGGAGAUAACGUAAGUCAUCUCAGUAAUACCUGGAAAAAGCACCAUUUUACUGUGGAUGACGGAUAAAAGUGAAUUUAAUGUGGAGUAGACAAUAAUGUGAUGCUCUGCUAGCUUGCACAGUGCACUGUAAUCCCCUAUAACAGGUCACGGCCACAGUUCAUUUCAAAGUAAAACAAACCCUGACUGCAGCCAUGAUCCAUUCUUCUAUAAAUAGAAGUACAAAAUAUUGACGAGCCAGAAUAUUGAACCUCAGUUACAUGUGAACUACUCUUCUAGAGCCCCUGGUAGGGGAUUUUGGGACUUGGGCCAACUGCUAUUUCAGAGGGGAGCAAAUUCACUGAUUACCAAUAUGGCAAUUAAAUAAAGUCCAAUUCUAAUAGAAGUGCAAUGAAAAUAGACUUUAUCUGUGUUCACUGUGGAUUAACUGGGAACUGAAAUGAUGACUCAAAGCUACAAAAAGCCGAGUGAAGUCAUCAUCAAGUUGGGUUUUUCUGCAUUGUUUUUGCAGAGGUUAUAUAUCUGGAUGAUGCCUCUUAGAUAGUUAUAGUACCACAACAGUAUUUUACCUCUACGUUGUGCAAACUUGCAUGUCCUUGCUUCUGUCUAGCUCUUCUCUGUCUCUUAUGGUUUUUGCUUUUAAGUGUGUUGAUGCACCAGCAGAGCAGCUACCUGCUUGUCUAAUGUGCUGUGAUUUCAGCUGCGAGGUCAGCAUGGAUUCACUUAGAUAACUGCCUCCCACUUUGUUAACACUGUGUUUAAGUGUGUCUUCUGUUAGCUCAUGUUGUCAAUGACUCUACUCAGCUUCUCUCUGCAUGUCACUUAGUAUUGGGUGUGUAAGGCCGUAUGGAGGGUAGUGCUAAAAUGCAUCUAUUGCAUUCCUACCCGUCAUAGUAGUAAGGGUCUUCACUCACGUGCAGGCACUAAAAGCAGUUGCUGUUGGAUUUUGAGUCCUCAGUAAUGACAGGCAUCCUGCUCAGAGAUAUAAAGAGCCUCGUCUAAAUGCUUGUCAACUGUACACACACUCAUCUUCGCACACACACACUUGAACUGUUACAGAAAGAGCAGCGGGACACUGAGGCCUUUAUUUUUCCUUUUUUUCUCGAACGCCAUAAUGAUCUUUUUCACUGCCUAUGCUUGAUUGGCAUAUUUUUGGACCCCCAUAAAUGGCUCUUUUGCUUUUUCUAAGUCUUAGAUUAGUCAUGCUGACAAUAUGAUUUUGGCACAAGCUUCUGUCUCACAAGAAAAUACUGUUAAAUUUAAAUACAUGCGCUAUUUAAGACGGGCUUUCAAAAAUACCAAAAAUACAACCUUUUUCCUUUCAUUUUAUCCUGCUUUAGUCUAGAAACAUUUUAUUUAACCUUGUCAUAGCAGGUUUGAAACAUCAUUGAUAAACCUUGUCCUACUGUGCACCAAUGGUAGGGAUAAAUAGGCCUGCUUUUCUUUUAAAGCACCCAUUUCUACCACAUAACGAACGUUUAAAUACCAUAAAAGGAUUCUUACAUAAAGAUAUCAUCACAGUUUUGCAAUACUUAAAACGCCGGGUUAUCUUUAAGGCAUCUUUGUGUAAAAGGCUGUUGUUGGCAUCGCUGCAGAGCAGUUAACUGGACUCCUCUACGUCUUCAUUAAAGUUACGUGGGGUCAUUUUUUAUUUGCCAAAUAUUCAAAUUCACUGCAGCGAUCACAAAGAGAGAACGGUGUGAUGAGUCUACAAUGUUGCAGCUGAAAUAUACUUAUGUUCUUAGAUUGGAUUGAGAUUGAGAUUAUAAUACCAAUAUUUACUUUGUAAAUGGACAGAAGUGUUUCCCAGGAGUGACAGUAGAGAGGCAAAGAAGUCGAAACUCAAUCUUCUUUCUUAACUCUGCACAGCUGGAAAAAUUGGUUCAUUAUUCUGGUCAAGAUUUCAUGCCUGUUUGAAUGUAGUCUAAUGAGAUGGGUUAAGUGUUCACUUUAAUGCAAUCAUUUAAUUUCCUUUAAAAUUUUUCAGAAUUACAUUUUAACGAAAUUAAACUUAAGCAUCAAGUAAACAUUGAAAGCAGAUUACAGACUCCCACUGUUUCAAACAAUCCUCUAAGGGAAGUCUUACUCUGGAUUUUGUUGCAGAGUACAACUAGAUUAUGAAAAAGAAGAUGCCACAAUCAACUGACCCAGUGCAAACACACUCAACAGGCUGCACCAGACUUUUUAAAUUGAAAAAGUAUUUUUUAUAAUGUCAGCUUUGAUUUAAUAAAGAAUUUCAGCGAUACAAUAACCACAGGAAGGACAAACAAGUUCAAAGUCUUCAGAGAGAUUCUGUAGCAGGUCCUGUGUUUCAUCCUUAUGCUGCUGUUGCCAUUGUUCACCAUUUCCAGCAAAUUUGAAACCGGUUAUUUUCCCACAAUGACAAAUCCAAAUGUUCCCUCCAAUUUCUCACACAUAUAAUAAUACACUGCAUCUCUGUGCUGCUAGAUUCAUCAUCAAACUUGUUGCUUAGAAACGCUUGGAUGCACACACACACCAAGGGUUUUCCACAUGCACUCUGUAAAUGGUGGUAGAAGUAGCAGACUUUGCUGUGCAUCAGCUGCUCAGUGUUAUGUAGCUGUGGCCCUCGGUACAGUGGGAGAAGAUAAGAGGAAGUGUCACACUUGCUGCCAGCAAGAGCUGGUUCAUAGCAGAUUGACUUUGUGCACAGUCAAGUCUUUUUGACAGCUGGGGUCAGCUUCUCGUCUCCUGUUUGCAGUUAGAAAUGCUGGUUAUCCAAAAGUACAUCUAUAAUCAUACCUUUAGUUUGAGUUCACAUCCCUGUCUGCCACUCCCUCCAUUAAAUCCGUAGAAGCAGGGUGAAGUUACACCAUGUUAUGUUUUUCGUGACCUUUAAGUGAUAGUCUGGUCGGAAGAGACGGUGCAGAGAAAGGUCAGGAUCUGACACACAGAGCUGCUGCUAUGAAUUCUUUAACAUUAUCCGGGUGGUGCCGAGUGACUUUCAGCUCUAGGUCUCAGUCCGUUUUUGCAAAGUGAAUAUUAUUUAGCUAAUUUUGAUAUUCAGUUUAUGCAGUGAGAUUUUAGGAAAAAGCAGCGCUCUCUGCUUCUUAUGAUUUCACCCUUUAAUGCACAGCUGCCUCUCUGUGAUUCAGGAUAGGGGUGUCCUGGUACAACAUUUUUACUUACGAUACAAUACCGACAUUGUAGCCUUUAGUAUUGGCCGAUACUAAUAUUGACCUGAUAUUAGCACAAACUUAUGCAGGACAAUUUUUGCACUCAGCUGCAACGUCUUUUUUGGACGUAAAUGUAAAUACUGACACACAUGCCGACAUCACUCCUACUCCUUAGUACUUUGUUUGUGCCUUAUGCUGCGUUCGAGUUACCCCCGGAAGUCAGAAGUCCAAGCUGGGAAUGACGUUACACCCGAGUUACCAGUGUAAGUCGGAGGAAAGCAAAAUCGUAUGCGGAAACAAGAUGGCUACAUCUACGAAAGUUAUUUUAGCGCUUGCCUUGUCCGAAUAUAAGCAAGGACAAGGCAAGCGCUAAAAUAACUUUCGUAAGUGUAGCCAUCUUGUUUCUGCCUCCGAUUUUGCUUUUUUUCAAACUUGGUAACUGAAAUGCUGGUAACUCGGGUGUGACGUCAUUCCCAGCUUGGACAUCUGACUUCCGGGGUAACUUGAACGCAGCAUUAGUUCCCACUGUUGUUGUGAUCACGUGGGCUCUGCAUGCUGAAUCUGGGUGCUGCUAGCUAUAGGCGCCAGAGGGAGUCCUGAAUGGACCACUUAUAUUGGAGUGCUGAUAUCAAUGCAGGCUGAUAUAACCACAUAUUUGCAUUUUGGCUGAUAUCAGACCAAUAUCCAGUAACAUGGGCCAUCUUGGAGAUGUCAGAAACACACAGUUUUUGUGCGUCUGUGUAGCUGUUUCUAGUAGUUUGCAACCCUGCUAUCUACCAGUAAAAUAGUAAAGCCGAUAUAAACAGACUCGCUGCUUCUCUUGAAGUUGCCUCUCUUGUCUUAAAUCAUGCCGCUGUUUCCUUUAAACUCUGUGCAACAUGCAUGCUGAAAACAGCAGUAGAUAGAGUGUUUUAAAGUCCGCUGCUCCGCUGUCGUGUUUUGACUCUGAUGUAAAGCGAGUUUGAGGGUGUGCGUCUUGUGACACCGACUGGCUUGCAGCAUGAUGUAGCCCCUACAGCUGCUCUUACAUAACAGUAAUCUUGAAAGGCUGUGCUGUGUUUCCAUGGUAAUGUGUUUGGUUUCCAUGGCGAUCGCGCUCUCAACAGUGGAGUGGGAGGCUUGUGGAGCCCCCGCGCCCACAUAUCUGAAGAGAGAUAAGACAAAAAGGGAGGGGCGGACGUGCUGUGAGAUGACAACACUCUACAUGGAUGGAGACACUUCCUGCACAUAAGGCCGUUGUGAUUGCUUCAGUGUCCAUGAGAGAUAAACAACUUUGUGGAUGUGUUGUUGGUGCAGCACCGCACAGCUGGAGUCUUUCAGCUGACUCUUGAGGCCCAGGAGAGUGCAGCAGGAAAUGAAUCUGUCUUGUGAAAAGCAGUGUAAUCUACCUGAUUAACCUCACCUUCAUAUUGAGGAACACAGUCCCUUUUUUUACUCUUGCUUUGUUUACUCUGACAUUUAGAGGAUUGUUCCAAAAUAAAAGGUCUGAAAGCAUUAAAGCUUCAGAGGUGAUUUUUGCACAUCCGCUCUCGCUCUUGUUGCCUCUUAUUUCCUUUGCCAUCUUCUAGUUUUAGAAAUACUUUUUCUUACACUGAUGAUUCAAUAGGGCUGUCAUCAACCAAAGAAAUUUUCUACCAAAAUUCGACUAACUGGAGUUGGGAGUGGCAGGUGGUUCUGACUCUGAUGGCAAACCCUUCUGCAGCGGGGGACAACGCUGCUCAGCAGAGCAAGGUUCGGCGGGAUAAAAUUGACUGAUAUCAGUACAAGAACGCAAUUAAACACGAUGAAAGUUGAAACGCUCAAAAUAAAAAUGCAAACCACGAGACGUUGAUUAACGUGAACGCUCCUCAAUCUUCCCGUCUCCGGUCAGUCACCAGUGGGUUAGGCGAAUCCAAAACGGUUAAAACAAGGGGGUGUUCUGUGACAGGCGGUUAGCUGUGAACAUAGACUGUAUAUAGAAUUUACGCCAUCUGCCUCCUCGAUGGGUGAAGCCACUCCGGGAACAGCACCCUCUGUUGAUGAGCUGCGGUAUAGGUCAUAAAUCCCGCCUCCGCCAGCAAAGGAGCUGUGGACAAACUUUAGAAAUUUAUUACACAGAACAUAACUUUUUCCCCCCUGCUUGCGAUGUUACUACAUGUAGUUACUGUAAGACUGGUUUGUGCUCAAGUCGUCCUCUUUCUCUACAGCUCCGUUUUUAAAAGUUAUUCGGGGGUUCUUGAAACAGCCUAUGGGCUUUCGAAGAUUGCGUAGCUCACCUGGUGGAUACGCUGUUUGAGCCGAGCGUCAACACAGCGACCGUCUGCAACUCUUCUGCCGAAAGCGCACAAUGCUUCUGCCCAAGUGGUGGAGUACGUACAACGCUACUGCGCAAUGUUGGUUUCAGGAAAUGGAGAUGAAACGCAGAAUUAUUAAGAGCUUUACGGCUUCAAAUCCAUAAACUGGCGGAAAGUGGAACCAAGUCGUCCAUAGUAUAUACAGUCUAUGGCUGUGAAUCGGGGUUUCUCUGAAAACACCCCCAUUAGCACUUGGUACGUUCCUCCUGAUGAAAUUAACCAUACUGUAAAUUGAGGCAGAAGAAAAUCUAGUUGACAAAUCAGAAUUUUGGUCGACUCAGCGUGUAUCGACCAAUAAGUCGACCAGUCGAACUUUUAGCUGACACUUAUUAAUUCCAACUCAAAUCAAUAACACAAGAAACAAAGACAGUUCUGCCUCUACAGCUGAAUCUUCCUCUGCAGACUGGAGCUGUACCGUACAUGCAGUAAUGUUUUAUUCAUGUCUUAAGUCUUCAUCCGCCACUGAGCUGUCAAACUUACCAUGCUCACUCCCAGUGGAUGUGUCACAGUGGAUGUGUAUAAGGAGCACAUCAACGGGGCAGCGAGGGAUUCGUCAGCAAAAACAGCAGCAACUCAAGAUGCUGCUUCAGUCGGCUGGCAGAUACCUCUGCCGUCUUCCAUUACCCGGUCUUUAUGAUACAUCCUGAUAUUUUCAAGUAACAUUUCAAGAGAAUAGGGCACAGUGGCUCUGAAAUGACCAAUAAAACAAUUAAAGUGAUAAAUUCUCAUAAAACUGACCUUUCUUAUGUCUGAACACUUGUAUUGUCUGAUGUGUACUCCACGGCUGGUUAUGCCUUCAGGGUAUUGUCUCUUGAAUUCAGCUGUCUCAUUGUCAGCGGGCAUGCUUGAUUUGUCGUGUUGUCACCAGCAGCAAACAACAUCAUGAACAACAGGCGGCAAAUGCAGUUAAACAGAGUGAGAGUGAAGCAAAUGAGAUCAGACUCUCACUCCAAAGAAUGAAGACGACCUCUCCAUGAACCAGACUGACAGAGGCUGUUUUUAUGCGUCUGCAGAAGAGACCACAGUGGACUCAUUCAGACCCUGAAACUGUAUUUGAUCCAAAUGAACAGAUUUGAAGUGUGUCUGUGGCAGGAUUAUGUCACAUUGUUUUAAUUUUCCAGCGUCAAACCAGUUAGUUCCUGAGUUGUUUUUUUUUCUCAAAGCACAGAGAUGAAUGUAUUAAUAACAGGCUGGGUGGGGACUGGGACUCUGUCUCUAAUGAGAGCGUUUGGCACCAAAGCUAAUUGCCGAUGUCCUUAUUCUUCUGUCAAUAACAGAGACAGAGGACAAGAGACAGGGGGAGGAAGCAGCUUGUUUUCCUCAGCCUCUUCCUUUGGUAGAUGCACUUAAAACUGUAUUAAUGAUUAAAAGGACACGACACCAAGGGUUUGGUUUUGGGAAAUCAGGGCGCAGCUGUGUUUUGAAGGUGUCAGGGACUACUGCCUCAUCUUUGGAAACGGUUUUGAGUGUCUUCCAUCACAAAAGGAGUAAAAAAUCAGACGUUUAUUUUCAAACAGUUCAGUUCAUUUAUUUGAAAGAAGGAAUAUUACAACUCUCACAUGGAAAGCAGAGUUUUUCCUAGGGCUGGGUGAUAUGGCCUCAAAUCAAUAUCACGAUAUAUCGAGCAGUUCACCUCGAUAACGAUAAAUGGACGAUAACUACUCAACAAGCUGCUCACCCCCUCCCACAUUAACUUCAUCUGCUUCAGCUGCUACAACUUUUGAAUGGUCCUCCAUCUCCUCACCUGUCUUUCCCUCUUUGUUACGGACUGGAUGGGGUGGAGUCACGUCUCUGACAAGAGACCAUAGCCUGCCUACACACAUCCAAAACCAAUUUUUAUUUAUUUAUAUAUUUUUUUAAACUGAAUAUAUUGACCUGAGCAAAAUGACGUUGUUAUUGUUGUAAAUUUCAGUAUCUGUAAAUGUUCGGUUUAUCGCCCAGCCCUAGUUUUUCUUCUUCUUCUCUCAUUUUUGUAUGUGGUCAGGGUAACCAAAUAACCAAAACAGAAAAAUAAUCUAGAUUUGAAUCUAUCAAUGUUACAAAUUUUACACAGCUAACCCCUGAACAAAUCAAACCGCUUCAUUCUUACCUUCGUCCCUCUCUUUGCAGCAUUUCCAUGCUGUGAUCAUUUAAUUUCUCUUCAUUUAAGGGGAAAUUGGACCAAACACCGUUGGCCCUGAAUUAGUCCGACAGCAUAAACACGACACAAAAAGGCUUGAUUGGAGCAGGUGACCUGAGAUCUGUGAAAACGUCGGGUUUGAUGUUGUGGAAAAUCUCCAGAAGUCCAAUAAAAGCGGACAGAAAGAGAGAGAAGCUCUGUCAGCGCUCAGUGUGAUACUGGAUGCUUUGGGUUUGGUCUGCAGUUGUCAUGGUGGUUUUGGCUGCACAUUUGUAUUGAUGUGGUCUAAUGGGCUGCAUCACUUUCUGCCAGAGCUCUCCCCAUUAUACAUGCAUGCUCGCACUCACACACACACACACACGCACACACACACACACACACUUCCUUAUGCUGAGGAGUCGGCCUGUGUUGGUCAGAGUCAGGGCCUGAGAAAUCUGUGCUGUGACAGACGAGCUGAAGCUCCUUAUUCUCACAGACACAGAGCCAGCUGGAUGGACGUAUAGGAAAUCACUCUGUUCUCAACCAUUAUGGCUCUAAUCCCUCCCUCUGUUGUCAAUAAGAGAGGACGUUUAGUAAAAGCUAAAUAGAAUAGAAUAGAAUAUUUCUUUAUUGAUCCCUCAUGGGGAAAAUUUUUUUGUCACAGGAGCAUUACAGACAAAAAGUGCAAAAAUGCAGUUAUAAAAAUAAAGAUCCUAAUAUUAAGAACUUAAAUAAAUGUAAUAAUUAAGAAAAAAUUAGAAAAGGGAAAAAGGGAGAAGAAAAAAAAAAAUAUAUAUAAAUAUAAUAUAAAUAAAUAUGUAUGUAUGUAUACAGGCUUAAGAAAUUUCUGCAUAAUAUUUAAAAUUGAGAUAUUUUUGUAUUCGACUCGCAGCUUUAUGUUCAUUUACAUUUCUGGGUUACUUUUCUCCGUACAGCUGUGAGAGUUGAGUGAUGUGUUAAUGCAGGAAAUGCUCCGAGAAAAUCAAUGAAAAUCCCUCUGAGCUGGAGAGGGAGUCAUGUGAUCUGAGCAGGAAGUAAAGGAGUGUGUUAGUUUGACAGGGGAGGAUGCUGAUUUUCUUUAAAAACCAGGAAAACUUUCUCUGUGUACUCCUGUUGGUAUCUAUUUUGUCUUCCAGCAGAUAUCCACUCUUAAUAUUUAUAGAGAAAAUUAACACAAAUAUGUCAUGAAAUCUACAGAAACGUGUCAAAUGUGAGGAAAACAGGAUAGAAAAGUGAUUUCAAUCAAUAGUCAAAGAGUAGAUAUUGAUCUUUUGUUCGUUCUGUCUGCAGGAGGACAGGCCAGGAUGA